This is a messenger RNA of Neurospora hispaniola, 1858 nucleotides long. RefSeq lists its product as uncharacterized. The record is from RefSeq and is a predicted model, not a curated record. The transcript is spliced from 2 exons. The coding region runs from base 304 to 1380 and encodes 358 amino acids. Lineage: Eukaryota; Fungi; Ascomycota; Sordariomycetes; Sordariales; Sordariaceae.
AGCUCACUUCUGCAGUUGCAUAGGCAGGUUCCGAGGUCCAAGGUUACGGUUGCCAAGUUUGAUGCCAACCGGUUGCUAGGCGGGGUGAAUAAUGUGCUUUGGGGUUCCCUAUCGGGGAGUAGCGAUGGCCUUUUGUAAUUGGGGUUGGCGGUUGGCCAUUGCCUUGUUAGUAAUUUGAGAUAGAAAGUGGUAAUGAAUGUUGUCAACACUUCAUCAACCGGUGACUUUUCAUCAUUGGUGCCAUAGGGGGAUCCAAAACACCGAUGGUUCUUUCUGCAGCUCAUCAGUGAACGGCGUAGUGCCAUGGGACAGAAAGGUGGAAACCUCGCACCUCUUUCUGAUCUCCCCACAGAAUUGAAAAGACUUUCGCAAUUUCACCACAACUCACCCGAUGUCAUUAUUCAACAAUCAAAUCCAUCCCUCUGGCCGCCAAACGUUACUCUACCCAUAGGCACCGUGCUACCAAAGACGACCAUGGAAGUGAAUGUCUUGCCUCCUGACCACGGGUUGCGGAAGGAACCGACAAAGAAAAUACCCUCAUCACCGACCGCGGCUCAUGCAGUACGCAUUGAACCCCCGCCACGACCCAAGACUGAGCUGGGAAAGGCAAAUAGUCAUCCAGUUGAUACGGACGAAAAAAUAUGUGCCUCACAGAAGCCGAGACACCGUCGCAGUGCCUUCGUAACAGACAAGGCUCUCGAGCACUUAUCCCAAAACGACCCGCUCGCCGAGUUUGAUCGUAUACAUGAAGACAUCGUGGGCAUUGAGAGAUACUUUACGCUGCCCAUCGUCCUCGAACCAAGCAAGAAGUUGGUUUCAAGAUUGAAUAAGUUUAACAAACGUCGCGAUGAAGAUGUGUUCAAGGGGAUAUGUUUGGAAGACUGGGAGCUCGAACAGGAAGUGGACAAAUGCAGGAGCGCGCUACAAGCCGUGCGAAAGGAAAUACAAUCUGCGCUCAGGGCAGUCGUGGAAGAGUUCUUUCUUGUUCGUGGACCGCUACUGGGUGAGCCAAAUCGGAACCUUAUCGUUGCACAGGAAAGCUUCAGGGUGUUGGAGGACUUGAGAGCUACGUUUCCUGAGGCUGUAGCUGAGUUUGGGAAGCAAGCUGGGCCGGCUGAUGGAGGAGGAGUUGCGGCUCCGCCGAAUUCUCGGGCUGAAUCACGACAACCCUCUCGACAGUUCCAUCCUCAUCAUGAUUCUCCCUUCCAACCAAAGAGAGCUCGGGCGGAUAGCGAAGAACCCCAAGAUCUGGAUGUGUGCGUCAAGAGGAGAAAAAUUUCUGAGAUUGGAUCACGGCAGAAGGCCCGAACAAACAGCGAGGAGUCGCAAGAUAAUACAGUGUGCAUCAAGAGGGAAAGGUUUCGUGAGACUUGUUGGUGAUUUUGUUUAUGGAAACGUCGUUGGGUGGGUUGGUUGCUUCCUUUUCCCGGGUUGUCUUCUGAAAUUGGGGCAUAGCAGAGUUAGGGUUCAGAUGUUUGGAGGGAUACUACCCUGAAACGCAAGCGUAUCGACAUGUUUCUCACCAGAAAGACACUUUGGGUCUGUGAGUGAAAAGAGAGUGAUGUUAUACUUGGGGUUUGUAAAUAUCAGGGAAUGUCGUAUUUGAUGAUGCGUACAAGUAGUAGCACUAAGCCCUAACCCUCUUGAGGCGUUCGCUUGUGAAGUGAAAAGGGGCUCCACACUGAGUCUGGAAGAAGGGGGAACUGUCAGUGUCUAACAGAUUUGGCCGUGAUACACACCAAUUUGAGAUAGGGAUGGUGGGCAGAAAUGGCACGCUGUGAGCUCAUCCUCGAGGGACACUGGCGUUGACAUUUUGUGAUUUGCGUCUUUCCGAACAACCUCAACUUGUUGUUGCAAG